Molecule: messenger RNA, 2262 nt
Organism: Helianthus annuus (common sunflower)
Lineage: Eukaryota; Viridiplantae; Streptophyta; Magnoliopsida; Asterales; Asteraceae
Exons: 7
Coding region: 19-2262 (747 amino acids)
Source: RefSeq, a predicted model, not a curated record
AAAAGCUUUGAUCGCCUUAUGCUGGAGGUCCAAAUGCCCUCGGAAUAUGGGGCUCGGUACCCAUCAGAGGGUGAUACUGGUGCCGACGCUCCGGCCGGUUAUGUGACCAUGUGGUCCGAUUUCUUCGGAGAUUGUAACCUCCGAUUACCGUUGACGGUGUUUGUUGUGGAUAUCUUGGAGUGGUACAAGGUCCACAUUUCUCAAGUGAGUCCGUUUGGGAUGAUUCGGAUUCGUAACUUUGAGUUUACCUUCCGUGCUCUUGGCAUAGAGCCUACCGUUGGAGACUUCCGACGGUUUUAUCAGAUGACAGUGUCCAUGGGGUUCUUUUCUUUCCGUCUACGAGACGGUACCCCAAAGCUGAUGACUCCCCCUAAGGGGAUGACGAUGUGGAAGAAGAAGUUCUUCUACAUCAAGUCUGCUGCCCUUGCUGUGAAUAUGACGUUUCGGAAUGUGACCGAGACGAUCAUAGCAGAGACCAUUGCGAUGCCCAGUUUGAAAUCAGUGCAAUGGUUCCCGCAACUGCAGACUAUUGAGUCUGUGAAGUUGACCAACACGCAACUAUGGCUGUUGCGUAUGAUGUUGAGGAGGGGCAAGAACUCGAAACCCGUGGUGCGGGAAAAGAGCGGUGAAGAUGCCCCCGCAUGGAGGAUGUUUGCUCCGGAUUUCGAGGGUACGGUUGAGACCGUAGUUUGUGCGGAUGGUGAACAGGAUCACAACACUAUCAUCCGUAGUAACUUCCGGGUGCCUACUGCGGCUGCACUGGCAGUUGAGUUGCCAGUAGGCAAAGGUGAUCUUGGGGCCUUGGGGGACCCUGAAGCGAAAGGUGUGCCAAAGAGGCAAACUGUGAAGGGCGUGCGCUUCCGCCAAAAGAAGAUAAAGGAGGUCACUACUGUGCCUCAUUUGGUGCCGCAGGCAGCAGCCGCGGAGUCACGUUCUGGUGCUGCGAAGAAGCAGGCAGAAGAGGUGGCUGCGGGAGGGACAGCUGCGGGUCCCCCUGUGAUUGGUGAGAAGAGGAGGCCAGAGCAGAAAGCUGCUGGUGGUGUUGAAACCAAACGUCGGAGGCUAGUAACCAAAAGGUCUGCUCCGGCGCAGAAGAAACCUGCGGUUGUCGUUGAGCGUCAAGAUGAAGAUUUUUCUAUCUUCGAUGCUCCGGAGUCCCCUCCGCGUGCCAUGGAUGCGGGUGGAGCGGAGGUGCCAUCGACACCUCCCGUCAAGGUGGUACCUGAGUCAACCGUGCAGAAGGAGGGUACCGCAGAGAAUGCUGCGGCCCAGAUAUUUGAUACUGUCGACUCGUCCAACAACCUGAUCUCUCCCAAUGAGGGAGACGAUUUGAGUUUGCGGUUCACUGCUACCGGGAAGCAACAUUCUGAUGCUGAACCGCAAAAAACUGGCGAUGAAGCGCGGCAGCAUGAUGCUGGGCCGCAGAAGUCUGCGGUUGAUAAGGGUACCAGUUCGUCGGCCGAUGGUGCGGGGUAUGACGGGCCUCCAAUUCAGCCUGGGGAGUCUGAAUUGGAGUAUUACUACCGCACCUACUCCCAGGAUCGCGGUACGCUGUACCAUCGACCCCCCUGGACUGUAUUGCAGGGGGAUGAUAUUGCUAACGACCCUGCGGCCUGCAGGGAGAUCCUGGGCGGUCUUGGGACCCCUUUUGAAGUUGAGCGGGCUCGUGCCGCACCGCGGGAGCUGCGUAUAAACCAGCUCUCGACCAUGUUGGUAGGGACUUCCAUUGUGGCUAAUGCCAUUUUGGAAGAUUAUAAGGUGCUGGGCCGCCGCGAGGAAGAUGCUGCUCGCAUGCGGGCAGAAGCGGAAAAGCUGGUCCAGGCUGCCCGUGCGGGUGCGGAGCAGUUCGAGAAGGAUAAAGCUGCUUUUGAGAAGCAGAAGCAGACUUCGGAAUGGGCUGCCGCUGCCCAGCUAAAACAGAUUGUCGAGGCUAUAAUGAAUGCUCCUGAGACCUCAUCAGGUUUGGACCUGGUUAAGGAACGUGCGCGUGAUGCGGGCUUCAAGGCUGGUUUUAACCGCUGCAUUGGGCACAUCAAUGCAGCCCGUCACAUUGCCAACAACUCUGUUUACCAUGAGAGAACAAAGCACGUUGAGAUGGAUUGCUUCUUUGUGCGUGAACGUGUAGAAUCAAAGGAAAUUGUUCCAAUGAAUAUCAGCAGCAAGAUGCAAAUUGCAGACCUACUGACAAAGGGCCUUUCUAGACAACAACUUGGUUUCUUACUUGGCAAGAUUAGCAUGAUCAACUUACAUGCUUCAUCUUGA